Gloeophyllum trabeum ATCC 11539 is the source of this 769-nucleotide messenger RNA. RefSeq lists its product as uncharacterized. Bases 1 to 723 code for a protein of 240 amino acids. NCBI's taxonomy places the organism in Eukaryota, Fungi, Basidiomycota, Agaricomycetes, Gloeophyllales, Gloeophyllaceae. The record is from RefSeq and is a predicted model, not a curated record. The transcript has 3 exons.
AUGUCCAUCAGCGGGACGUACAACGUCACGUUCGCGAUUCUCCCCCUGCUCACCGCGCAGGUGGAGCUCCUGCUGAACUACUCCUCAUGGAAGACCAUCCUCUCACCCGACCCCUUGCUCUUCCCCAACCUCCCAAACGACACCGUCCCAGUCGUAGUUGAGCUGGGAAGGGAGAUUCAAACCGGUCCGGGUUCCAUCAAGCUCGACUUCCAAGAAGCCAAGCUCGAAGUCCCCAAUCUCUCGCGUCUCACGAAGGAGCCCUCCACGCCGUUCACCUUCAAGACGCACAUCUUUGUAGACCAGGCGAUCGACGUCUUCGGCUCCUUCGUCGAGUUUGGGCUGCCCACUUCGCUCGAGACGUUUGUCCCGGCCGAUUCGGCCAAUGUCUCGGGCCGGGGGUACCCGUACAGUGUGAAGGGUGCGGUGGAAAGUAAUUUCCUGACGUUGGGGGAGGGGGAGGAACCGAGGUGGGGAGAGGAGGCGUAUAGGAACGUGUCGAGCCAGACGUGGUUUGGGUGGAGUCUGCUGUGCGGGCGGCAUACGUACGACUACGAGCACCCAGUCGACACGCCCGCCUUCGUCAAAGGGAACGUCACGCUCUACCCGCCAUACGUCGGCGGCGCAGACCCCGUUACGUUCACCAACGUGCAUGGUCUGCACGCGACGUUCAACUUCUCCAUCGCUGGCCCGGAGGAUUGUGCUACUCUCAAUAGCCUGGAUUGAAGUCGGAUGCCUAUGGCGUCGUGGUAAUACACCCCGCUUGGUCUUA